Messenger RNA from Neoarius graeffei (lesser salmon catfish), 4030 nucleotides. RefSeq lists its product as uncharacterized. The coding region runs from base 1794 to 2993 and encodes 399 amino acids. The transcript has 5 exons. NCBI's taxonomy places the organism in Eukaryota, Metazoa, Chordata, Actinopteri, Siluriformes, Ariidae. The record is from RefSeq and is a predicted model, not a curated record.
GGUCGCACCUUACAGUAUGUUCCCAUUCUGCAGUCACUGUCACAGAUAUUAAGUCUCAAAGACAUCCAGGAAAAAGCCUUCAACUCUUCACACAACACUCAUGAGGGUCGAUAUGAAUCAUUUCGUGAUGGAACACAUUUUAGAGAAAAUGCACUUUUAUCCGCUGAAGAAAUAACUCUCUUCUUCUCUACAUUGAUGAUUUUGAGGUUUGCGAUCCACUGGGAACAUCUAGAAAAAAAAACACAAGAUUACUGCAGUGUAUUGGGUGUUGGCAAACGUUCCACCACAGUUUCGUGCUACACUGAAGUCUAUCUAUGUAGCUGUGCUUUGCAAGGCUGUGGACGUAAAGAAGUAUGGUUAUGAGGCAGUGCUAGAGCCACUGUUAAAAGACCUUGUCCAGUUGGAAGAGGAGGGGCUCUUUAUUCCUGUGUUUGGAAAGAAAAUCAAGGGCACAGUAGUUAGUGUUGUAGCUGACAAUUUAGGUGCCCAUUCAAUCGGUGGCUUUUUGGAAAACUUCUCCGGAUCUCAUGUCUGCAGGUUUUGUUUAGGAGAGCUCUCAGAGUUUCAGGGAAAAGUAGUAAGAACUGGAUCCUUCCGAGCCAGAACAAAGCAAGAACAUUCUCUUCAUGUACAAGCAGUUUCAGGAAGUCCCACUCUCACUCACUGCUUUGGUGUGAAAAGGCAGUGUGCCUUAACUAAUAGAUUAAAAUAUUUUCAUGUUUUGUCAGGAUACCCACCGGACGUACUUCAUGACCUGUUCGAGGGAAUAAUACCUUUGGAACUGGCAUUGUGCUUCAAUGUUCUGAUUAAGAAAAAAUACUUAACUUUAUUUCAACUCAAUGACCUAAUCAGACAAUUUCCCUAUAAGUGGACUGACAAGACUGACAGCCCACAGCCUAUCCCACUGAACUUUGCCACCCGGAAGAGCUUAGGUGGAAACGCUCAUGAAAAUUUGACUUUAUUGUGUCUGAUCUCUCUCAUCAUUGGUUUCAAAGUGCCAGAGAGUGAACCAGCAUGGCAUCUUCUAAUGGACCUUAAAGACAUUGUUGAACUAGUGGCUUCUCCAUUUCACACAGAUGACACAAUUAGAUACCUUGACACCAAGAUAUCUGAACACAGGCAUAGAUACAGGAAGGUUUUUCCAGAGGCAAAACUUCUGCCGAAGCAUCAUUUUCUUGAGCAUUAUCCACAACUAAUCAAGGCUUUUGGGCCGCUUGUAGCUAUGUGGACAAUGCGCUUUGAAGCAAAGCAUAGCUUUUUUAAGCGAGUUGUUCAACAUACCAGCUGUUUUCGCAACAUUUUACUGUCUCUUGCUGUGAAGCAUCAGUUCAUGCUGGCUUACCAUCUGCAUGGCACAGACAUACUGAAACCUGCCCUAAGUGUCUCAAAUCUGUCCACGGUGCCUGUGGAUGUCCUCAAGGAAAACAUACAGGAAGCAGUAUAAAGAAGGUUUCCUGGAGAGACAUGUAUUCAGGUAGCUAAUACAGUAACCUGCCAUGGCACCAGUUACUCAGUGGGAAUGAUCUUGCCCCAUGGAUGCACUGGAGGGCUUCCGGAUUUUGUUGAACUAAGUCUAGUCCUCAUUUUGCAUGGCCAGCCUGUAUUUGCUGUCAAGUGUCUACAUUCAUGGUACAGUGAGCAUCUUCGGGCUUUUGAACUGGAAUCCACAAGACAAGUGACAGUCCUCGAGCAACAGGAAUUAACAGACUCUUACCCUCUUGCAGCAUACACUGUUGCAGGAAAGCGAUUUGUCACCUUGAAGCGUCACAUUCCCAUCCAGGAUUAGAAUCAUCAUGUCUGCCAGACUUCGAGUCAUACUGCAAGAAGAAAUCUGCAAGCUUUCCUUGCCCUUAGGUAUCCCUCAGACUGUGGAGGAAUUGAAGCACAUCAUGCAAGAGACAUUCACAAUUGAACAAGAAUUUAGUAUACAGUUCCAGGACCAAGAUUUUGAUGGUCAGUUUUUCACUCUCCUUGAAACUAAUGAAAUCAAGGACAAAGACACUGUCAAGGUGGUUUUUGCUGAGCCAGUGGUCACCUUAACAUUGGAGGAUUCUUUGAAUAUUAAAGGACCCCAAGAGAGCUUUGAUAGCAGUUGCACCGAGGAAGAUGUUGGUUCCAGUUCCAUUGCAUCCAAUGAUACCAUAAUCCUCUCUUCUCCAGAGAGCACUUCCUCCCUGCGUUCGGUGUCUUGGCCAGCUCAGUUUGAGAUACCUACCUUCUCCCUUGACACUGAGCUUGUUCUACAAGCUGCAAAUGAAGCUUACCGAAAGGAUGGCACCCCACUCAACAAUCCUGCAGUAAAAUCUGACAUUCUGAACAAACUAGCAGAAAGUAUCUUUGUCUAUACUGCCUAUCCCUCACAAGCCCAAAGGGAGCAGGUCGCUGAGGCCCUGGUUACAAAGCACCCGUGUUUGAGGGACCCAGUGUCCUUCAAUGGCUUAUAUAGUUGGCACAACAGCCUGAAGUACAAGCUUGGCAAUUACAGAGCAAAGGUGAGACACCUUGGACUACCAGAGCUAAAUGUUAACUGUCUGAAGAGAAAAUCCCCUGCAGAUGGAACUCCAGCAAAAAGCUUAAAAAAGGCAAAGAAAUCUGAGGUAAACUACCUCCCACCUCAUCCUCAAGGUGAAACUGAUGCAACCCUUGAAAAGGAGAGAGUGGAGCUUCUCUAUGAGUACAAGAAGAGAGACAACAACAAACUCAUCAAUGAGAAGAUGGCAAAAACCUUCUCACUGCGUCGAAAUGAUGUAAUCCUCAAGAAACCACCUGUGAUUGAUCUCAAAGCUCGAUGGCCUGCCCUGUUUAAGGUUUCCCAGAUUGAGGAGGAAUUCCGUAGGAUAACAUUAAAGCCACCACAGUCCACAUUCCUGGGGAAGUUGGACCAAUACAUGCCCAAACUGUUGAGCCUGUACAGGAGGAAAGGGGGAGCCACUGGGAAGAAACUUGAUCAGACCAUUGACCUGUUAAAUGAGGACCACAGCAUUGAGCUCUGAAGAGAGGUUGUAAUCAGAGGCCUCAUUCUCUACCUUGGUGAAAAGACAGAGGAGUUAAUCAAAGACUACCAGGCUGUUGAUGACAAUGAUGCUGCAGCAAUCCAAGAGGCCCUUGCUACAUUUGUCCUCGACAUCUUUGUGGUCAGCAAAGCCAGGGAUGAUGGUCUCCACAAACAAGCUGGAAUAGCUAUCGAGGGAGUAGAGGUCCUUUUUGGUAUUCCUGAUGUGGCACAUGCUUGUGCCUACCUGAUGGGCCUCAUCUAUGCCAUGGAACUAAGCUACCCUAAGAAACUGAAAUACACCUUUGAGGUCUUUCAGAAGAUCUUCCUAGAGCUGGAGGAUAUGAACAAAAAAAAUGUCCUCUAAAGUUCAUGAUCUGAAGGUUAGAUUACUUGUCUAAAAGCCAUACAGACUUCGUUGAAGGCAGAGCGUUUGAGUGAGUUUACAGUUGUUGGUGUUAACAUUGCAAUGUCUCAGGUUCCAGUGCACUUUCUCAGGUUACAUUUUGAUAUUUUUGAUGCUGUUGUUGGUUUAUUUGGGCCACGCAUUGUAUUGACUAGUGUUGAAUUCUGUCAAUUCUUUGCACUUUCAAUGGCAUAAAAUUCAGCUCUGGUCAGCACGGACAAAUCAUUGUCACCUAUAUUUUCAUAUGGGGAUCAUGUUUGCGAGCCUGUUUUUUUUUUUUUUCAGGAUUUUAAGUCCAUUUGAAGGACUGUGACUGUUCAGGUGUAAGAUGUUACUUUUAUAGAGAAGAUCCGGUACAAUUGAUUGCCGAUUGUAUUUAACUCAAUUCAAAAUGCGACCUUAUUUCACGUUGUGUUGGGUUGAAUUAAAUUUCAAAAUCUUUUGAAAUACUAGUUAAAUAUUUAUACCCACUGUUGGACUCAUGGGUAUUGUUCAGAGUACAUACCAUUAUUGCCCAGUUGGCAGACAGUGUCGAGACCUUGUCCAUCUGUAUUUUCAACACUUCAACUCCAUGGCAGCAUAUCUUGACACAUAAUGAAUGGAUUGUCAUAUAAUUUAGUGAACACAUUCAU